AUAGAAACUCUUUCGGAUUAGAAUUUCGGGUUGCAGUUGGUUUGUUUUAUUGCAGCGUUUUUUUCGAAGUUUAAGGCGUGUAAAGUAAUUUACAUUUAAAAUAACCGCGAAAGCAAGGAAACUCACUCCUAACAAUUAUGAAUUCCUGUAUUAGAAAUGCGCUUUUCUUCUUAUUGCUGGUGUGUGGUACAUUAUCAAACCCAAUAACAACUCCAGAACCAGAUGAUGACGGGACAACAACAACUGAUAGCAGCGUUACUAGUCCAGAACCUGUCGUGAAAGAGGAGGUCGAUGUAGGAGACAACACAGCCACAGAGCCAGCCGAGGUAGAAAUUCAAGCGGAAGAAGGUGGCGAAGAAACUGUCGUAACUGAAGAACCAACUACUACAGCGGGUGCGGAAUCUGUCAAAGCAAAAUUUGCAGCAAUUGUAUUGGCUUCAAUGUUGCCUCUCUUGUUGUAAUUUCACAUUCAAAAACACGUUCAUUUUUUCGUUGUCAAUUUUAGGUGAUUAACUUGUGAACUUAUGAAGAACUUUUGUUACUGAAUUGUUCACUUUGAAAUAAUAAAAAAAUAAAACCAAAUAAAAAACGACUAAACUCUU
Styela clava is the source of this 602-nucleotide messenger RNA. RefSeq lists its product as uncharacterized. NCBI's taxonomy places the organism in Eukaryota, Metazoa, Chordata, Ascidiacea, Stolidobranchia, Styelidae. The record is from RefSeq and is a predicted model, not a curated record.